Molecule: messenger RNA, 2318 nt
Organism: Aphanomyces invadans
Lineage: Eukaryota; Oomycota; Saprolegniomycetes; Saprolegniales; Verrucalvaceae
Exons: 11
Coding region: 45-2318 (757 amino acids)
Source: RefSeq, a predicted model, not a curated record
AUUUUGACGCAUGAUCCACCGCCAGUAGGGCGAGUCCAGGCACCAUGCAAGCAGUAUGGCUAUGUAGUUUGGAGCGCGACUUGAUGCUUGCAAAUGUCGAGACUGGCGGCGGCAGCUUGCGGCCGCAAACGUCCGAUGCAAGUGUUCGUUCGACCAGCCGUAGUGGAGCCAUGGCAAGCGCCAGCACGAGAAAGUUGAGGCCUCUCGAACCAACGACCGACGAGGCCAAGAAGCGCAGGCAAGCCGAGGGACAUGCAUGCUGGCUGGCAUGGUGCGAGCAAAAGGACGAGAGGCGGAGGGAAGAAGGCUUGGCAAAGCCAUCCACAAUCGACCACGAGAAGAACAAUCACGACUUGCCUCAACGCAGGUCCAAACCUUUGCACCACAACGGGACGGACGCGUUCUUCAUCGAGUGGAAGCGCUCGAAACGGCGGCAACAGCAAGAGCGAGAGGAGGCGCGGGAGAAACAACGGCAGCAUGAGCUCGAUCUGCUCGAGAAGUACAAUGCAGAGAAGCGAGUGAUGAUUCAAGAGCGUCAAGCAUCGCUGGCUCGCUUGAAAAAAGCAGCCAAGAAGAAGAGGAAGCCCAAGAAGAAGCAUGUUGUAGUAGUGCCCCCCGUGAGCUUGCACAAACUGAUGGCCGUGGAGUUCAUGCCGCCGUCGUUUCAAGCUGAAGUGGAAGCGCGAAUGCAGCAUCAACUGAAGUUGCAGGACGAAGAAGCGUCCCACAGCUGCUUUCGCGAUGAAAUCACGACGAAAGAAACAAAGCGCUUCCAAGCCAAGAUCCACUCUACACAUGCCCUUCGCGCCGACUCGCUCGACCAACUGCGGCACUGGGCCAAACCGACGCCCGAUAUCUACCUCCUCGCGUCCUUGCUGUACAAGCUCGUCGCUCUCGAAACACCGUCGGCCAUGCAGUUGGUCGACGUCUGGCGAUGGCUCCCUUGGUCCAUCCUUCAAACGGUGUUUCGGAACGAUUUAGUGCAGACGUUGCAAGCCGUGCCGAUCGCUGACCUAUCCCCGCGCUCCCUGGCUGUGCUGUAUCUUCAUUGCGCCCAACCCCGCUUUAACGCCGACGCAAUCGAAGAACGAUCGGCAGUUGGGUCGGCCCUGCGGAUGUGGGUCCACAACAUCGCUGCUGUGCACGACAUCGUGGACCCUUCGACGCUGCGGGUCAAGGGCAUCGACAGCCUCAGGUCUGGCGGCGUUUCAUGCCGCGACAUGGGCGCCCUCGUCCUGCUCUUGCACGUGUACCCGCACGUGAAUGUGAAAUUGAAAGAUUGCACGAAAUACACUGCCAAGCAAGCCAAGGCGCGCCAAGAAGAUCUCGUGCUCUUGCGGGAACUCUACGCAGAGUUGCCGCCGCGCCCGUCUCGCAAGGACAUGUUUGCGUCCAUGGGCGUGGAUAGCGCCCCCACGUCGGCCUUGAUUGGGAUGCUCGACUUGCCAGACUUCAAACAACAAGCUGUUCCCAAGUCGCGUUCGAAGCUCGCCGCUCGCCUUGCCGCCCGGUUGCGCGAGAGACACGAAUCGGACGAUGCGGCCACGUCGCCGCGUGUGAUGCCCAAAGAGAAAGGACUUCACGGAGACUUUGCCGUGGUGUACAAGCUCUGCAUGCCACCCAAGCUGCAAGAGAAUGCACUUAACCCCGUCAACUACAUUCAACAGAAACGCCACGACUCGAUCCGAAAGCAAGCCACGCCGUGGGCAGCCGCGACUUCACAGCGACCCUCACGCAGCUCCAGCCUUGUUCCGCACAAGAAAUCGUCGACAGCAGAACUCGCACCCCAGAAAUCCACGGCGAUGCGCCAACAACCGCUGGCGCAACAUGUCGAAGUCUCGUUCGCCGACGAAGUGAACGACCAAGCAUUCCACCGUACCGAGUCCCAACCUCCCUUCCUCGCACCACCAAACCAGAUCCUUCCACAUCCCUGUGGCAUCAUCACCGACGACGCAUCGACAGUUCCGUCGCACAUGUCGGGGCGUGUGGCUGACGAUGUCGUUCACGCUGCUGUGUGCAAGCCAGAGGACGCUGUCUUGGAUAUCGAUCCCACAAAUAGUCCCGACAGUCCUUGUCCCAUCAUUUCUCCAAUACCUUCCCCCGUGGCGGCCGUGAUCCAGAUGGAGGAUGGCUGCCUUGGUGACAACUCUCGUGCUGUGCUCGACCAGGCUUGCUGGUCGGACGACGAGGUCGAUUUCGAUGAAGCCGACGCGGACCACCUUUGCGAUGACGGCGUCGGUGACGUCGACGUGCCGCUCACAUCCUCCCGAGUCGACGACGACCUGUACAACCACGAAGUCGAUGCGUUCGAGCCUUAA